This is a messenger RNA of Rhizoctonia solani, 618 nucleotides long. RefSeq lists its product as uncharacterized. The record is from RefSeq and is a predicted model, not a curated record. Bases 1 to 618 code for a protein of 205 amino acids. The transcript has 2 exons. NCBI's taxonomy places the organism in Eukaryota, Fungi, Basidiomycota, Agaricomycetes, Cantharellales, Ceratobasidiaceae.
AUGGAUGCUGGAGAUAGAGGGCUGUUAGCAAAACAGCAACAUUGCUCCCAUCAUAAAGAGCGCCCUUUGGAGCUAUGCUAUUGUGCAAGGUGCAAGGGACAGGUGAAACAGAAGGUAGCAACUAUCAACAAUCACCAACUUUGCUACCCACACCCCAUCAAAAACCUGCCAGCACAACCCCUAGGUGUGGAUGAAACAGUCAUUGUACCUCAAUAUUUAGAACCAGUGCGCUCUGGCAUUAUACCCAAUGAACAGGGCCUCAAUCAGCAAUUAUUUUGCAGCUCUCUUGAGCCACAAUCACCUACACCCAGUGGCGCUGGUCAGGCAAGAGAUUGUGCUUCACCAAACCCUCCUCUAUUGCCUUGCAUCCUUGAAAACUAUCAACCACCAGUCCCGCUAGGUGACCCAGAGAGGCUAAAUGACCCAGAAGAGGGGAUCAAACCUAGUCUCUUGGCCGCAGCAGAGGAGUUGAAACAUGUGUAUGACUUCAAUGAACUGAUUGACAAUUCAGGCAACCUUGACAACAAUCACCUGGAUUACCUGUUUGACAACAUGCUCAAUGAUACUGACUUUGGACUUCCAGAUGUUCAAGAGCAAGAUACUGGAGUUCUACCUUGA